GUCCCGGCCGGGGCUGUGAUUGCCGCCAGCCCAUGUCAGUCCCGGAGCGCGCGCGGGUGGCGGGGCGCGCGGCCCGGCUGGCAGCCGCAGGUGGGGCUGCUGUAGGCGAGGGACCUAGCCCGGGAGCCCCGGAGCCCCGGAGCCCCGCGGAGAGUGCCCAGGAUGCCCCGCGGGGACUCCGAGCAGGUGCGCUACUGCGCGCGCCUCUCCUACCUCUGGCUCAAGUUCUCGCUGGUCGUCUACUCCACGGUGUUCUGGCUGAUCGGCGCCCUGGUCCUGUCGGUGGGCAUCUAUGCGGAGGUGGAGAGGCAGAAAUAUAAAACCCUUGAAAGUGCCUUUCUGGCUCCAGCCAUCAUCCUCAUCCUCCUGGGGGUCAUCAUGUUCAUCGUCUCCUUCAUUGGCGUGCUGGCUUCCCUCCGUGACAACCUGUGCCUUCUCCAAGCGUUCAUGUACAUCCUUGGGAUUUGCCUCAUAAUUGAGCUCAUCGGUGGCGUGGUAGCCUUGAUCUUCCGGAACCAGACCAUCGACUUUCUGAAUGACAACAUUCGAAGAGGAAUUGAGAACUACUAUGACGAUCUGGACUUCAAAAACAUCAUGGACUUUGUUCAGAAGAAGUUCAAGUGCUGUGGCGGGGAAGACUACCGGGAUUGGAGCAAAAACCAGUACCAUGACUGCAACGGCCCGGGACCCCUGGCCUGUGGGGUUCCCUACACCUGCUGCGUCAGAAACACGACAGAAGUGGUCAACACCAUGUGCGGCUACAAAACCAUUGACAAGGAGCGGCUCAGCGUGCAGGACGUCAUCUACGUGCGGGGCUGCACCAACGCCGUGCUCAUCUGGUUCAUGGACAACUACACCAUCAUGGCGGGCCUCCUGCUGGGCAUCCUGCUCCCCCAGUUCCUGGGGGUGCUGCUGACAUUCCUGUACAUCACCCGGGUGGAGGACAUCAUCAUGGAGCACUCUGUCACCGACGGACUCCUGGGGCCAGGCGCCAAGCCCAGCGUGGAGGCGGCAGGCACGGGGUGCUGCAUGUGCUACCCCAAUUAGCGCCCCUAUCUGGAUGGUGCCGGGACUGCGCCGCUCGGGCCUCU
Lontra canadensis (Northern American river otter) is the source of this 1091-nucleotide messenger RNA. RefSeq names its product tetraspanin 15 (gene TSPAN15). Gene Ontology annotation, cellular component: membrane. The coding region runs from base 163 to 1047 and encodes 294 amino acids. Lineage: Eukaryota; Metazoa; Chordata; Mammalia; Carnivora; Mustelidae. The transcript has 8 exons. The record is from RefSeq and is a predicted model, not a curated record.